This is a messenger RNA of Rosa rugosa (rugosa rose), 1789 nucleotides long. Its product is annotated as endoglucanase CX-like. The coding region runs from base 81 to 1574 and encodes 497 amino acids. Lineage: Eukaryota; Viridiplantae; Streptophyta; Magnoliopsida; Rosales; Rosaceae. Gene Ontology annotation, molecular function: hydrolase activity, hydrolyzing O-glycosyl compounds. The transcript has 7 exons. The record is from RefSeq and is a predicted model, not a curated record. Gene Ontology annotation, biological process: carbohydrate metabolic process.
AGGUUUCAAACCCACAUCUACCUCUACUGCUUUGCUACAUUACUAGCAUUAGAGACUUGAGGGAUUAAGAUUGAGUACUAAUGGCUUCUGCUGCCACAUUUUCCUUAGUGACACAAGUUCUAUGCUUGACUCUUUGUUUACUUAGCUUAGGCUGCUCUGCCUUCACUACUGAAGAUUACUCAGAUGCUCUUGACAAGUCCAUUCUCUUCUUCGAGGGCCAGAGGUCCGGGAAGUUGCCAUCAAACCAGAGGCUCAAUUGGAGGGGCAAUUCUGGCUUGUCUGAUGGCUCCUCUUAUCAUGUGGAUUUAGUAGGCGGCUACUAUGAUGCUGGAGAUAAUGUCAAGUUUGGGCUACCAAUGGCCUUCACUACUACAUUGUUAGCAUGGAGUGUUAUUGAGUUUGGUAGCUCUAUGCCUAACCAGAUUGAAAAUGCCAAGGCUGCCGUACGUUGGAGCACAGAUUAUCUGUUAAAGGCAGCCACCACAACCCCAGGAACCUUAUAUGUCCAAGUGGCAGAUCCAAACAUGGACCACAGCUGCUGGGAGAGGCCAGAAGAUAUGGAUACACCGCGCAAUGUUUACAAGGUGUCAACUCAAAAUCCAGGGUCCGAUGUUGCAGCAGAAACUGCUGCUGCACUGGCUGCAGCUUCCAUAGUCUUCAAGGACUCUGACCCUUCUUACUCUGGAAAAUUGCUUCACACAGCUAUGAAAGUGUUUGAUUUUGCAGACAAGUACAGAGGUUCUUACAGUGACUCCCUCGGCUCAGUGGUCUGUCCUUUUUACUGCUCAUAUUCUGGAUACCAAGAUGAGCUUCUUUGGGGCGCGUCCUGGAUUCAUAGAGCCUCGAAGAACAGUUCAUACUUGUCAUACAUCAAGUCCAAUGGCCACACAUUGGGUGCUGAUGACGAUGACUACUCUUUUAGUUGGGAUGACAAGCGAGCCGGAACAAAGGUCCUCCUUUCCAAGAGCUUUCUAGAGACCAACACUGAAGAAUUCCAGAUAUACAAAGCACACUCAGACAACUACAUAUGCUCUCUAAUUCCAGGAUCAUCUAGUUUUCAGGCCCAAUAUACCCCUGGAGGACUUUUGUACAAAGCAAGUGAGAGCAAUCUCCAGUAUGUUACUUCCACAACACUACUACUCCUUACAUAUGCAAAGUACCUUAGUUCAAACAGAGGAACAGUAAGAUGUGGAUCCUCAGCUGUCACAGCCGAAACCCUAAUCGCACAGGCAAAGAAGCAAGUGGACUACAUCCUUGGUGACAAUCCGGCAAAGAUGUCAUACAUGGUGGGAUUUGGAAAGAAGUAUCCACAGCAUGUACACCACAGGGGUUCUUCUGUGCCAUCUGUACAUGAACACCCAGGUCGCAUUUCCUGCAACGAUGGAUUUCAGUACUUCCACUCUGGUUCCCCAAAUCCAAAUGUGCUUGUUGGAGCCAUAGUUGGCGGACCAGACAACAAGGACAACUUCGCCGAUGACCGGAACAACUACCAGCAAUCCGAGCCUGCCACUUACAUCAAUGCACCAUUUGUUGGGGCUCUUGCUUUCUUCUCUGCCAACACCAACCCAAAAUAGUUCCAAUUUCUCACUUCAAAAACAAAGGAGAAGUGAGGAGUUAGAGAGCAAAAUCUAAACAUUACCUCUAUGAAGUAACAUUCACGGUCUAAGGAUUAUGCCAAUGACAUUAUCCAUGAACUAUGGCAUAUAGUAAAAGAGUGGGUACGAAAUGCUGGAAAAUUAAUGUAACUUCCACCAUGAAGAAAUCAACAUUUACUAUAUGUUACGUUCUA